AUGCACGGCUAUAGCUCUUCAGAGGAGUCGGACGACCCUCGUCGCCCGCGUCCUGUGCCAGCAUCGGCUAACGCCAUCGACAAGAAGAAGAAGACGCCUCCUCAGCCUUCCAUCAAUCAUAUUUGGAAGAAGUUUCAGGAUAAGAAGUUCAACAAGGCCUUGGCUGUGCUGCCAUUCGACCCUGUUCUACCACCAGCAAGCUCGAAUGAACCCAACGAGUUACUGAGCGCUGGGUACGAGCGAGCUGUCGAGGAGUGCCGCCGUAAAGUGAAAAAGAUAAUCCAAGAAUGCCGUAGAGUCAACAUGCGAUAUCGGGAUCCCGGCUGGGACUUGGACUGGGAUUUGAAGUGGGAAAAGGGUUACUGUCUCAACACUCUUGGCCAUACCAAAUGGCAACUUUCUAGAGCGACUCUCUCUAAUCCAAGCGCAUCUGUUCCCAAGGCAGUAAAGCGUGUUCACGAAAUCUUCGAGAAGCCAACUUUCUUGAAGAACGUCAAUGGCGGAGAUGUGAAGCAGGGAAGCCUCGGAGACUGUUGGCUGAUGGCUGCGUUGACUGCCCUCGCCAACGUCGAGGGCGGUAUUCAGCGCAUCUGCGUCGAGUACGACACUCGCAUCGGCAUCUACGGCUUCGUCUUCUACCGCGAUGGCGAGUGGAUCUACUCCAUCAUCGACGAUAAGCUAUAUCUGAAGUCUCCUUGCUGGGAUUCGCCUAGUAUGCAGCGCGAUCUCCUCCAGCAGAUCGAUCGCGAGAACGUGGAGCACGUCUACCGCAAGACCUAUCAGACCGGAUCCAAGGCUCUCUUCUUUGCUCAGUGCAAAGACCAGAAUGAGACUUGGGUACCUUUGAUUGAGAAGGCCUACGCCAAGGCUCAUGGUGACUUCGCCUCGCUUGCUGGCGGUUGGAUUGGCGAGGGAUUGGAAGAUCUCUCAGGCGGUGUCACCACUGAGCUUCUUACCUCGGAUACCCUCGAUAUUGAGGGUUUCUGGGAAAACGAGUUUUCCAAAGUCAACGAGGAGUUCUUAUUCGGCUGCUCAACCGGCCUCCUUGAUGGAGGCUAUGGUGAGAGGAACGGCAUCUCCGAAGGCCAUGCAUACGUCAUGAUGGAAGCAAGGAUGCUAAAUUCUGGAGAGCGUCUUAUCAAGCUCCGCAAUCCUUGGGGGGAAAUUCGAAAGGGCGUGUGGGAAGGUCCUUGGUCUGAUGGCUCCAAAGAAUGGACCAUGGAAGUCCAGGAGGAGCUCGGUCAUCAUCCUGGCAAUGACUCUGUCUUCUGGAUCAACUACGAUGACUUCCUACGCAAAUUCCAUCAUAUCGACAGGACCAGGCUGUUCCGUGACCCCGCCUGGAGGUGCGUCCAGCGCUGGAUUGGAGUCGAGGUGCCCUGGAAAUCCCAAUUCAACGAGAAAUUCCACGUCAAGCUAUCCAAGGAUGGGCCGCUAGUCCUAGUUCUGACUCAACUUGACACGAGAUACUUCAAGGGACUUCAGGGCCAGUACUCUUUCCGCAUUCACUUCCGUAUUCACGAGCGAGACCGCUCUGGUGCCGAAGACUACAUCGUGCGCUCCCACGGCAACUAUGUUAUGGACCGAUCUGUUUCUAUCGAGUUACCCGACAUGCCAGCUGGAGAGUACAGCAUCUUCAUGAGUGUCACUGGUGAAAGAGACACUAAUAUUUCCUCUGUCGAAGAUGUGGUCAAGCGCGAGUGCAAGAAGCGCAUUGAGAACGACAAGCUGGCGCAAACUGGUGCCGCGUACGACUUGGCGCAUAGUAAGGGCACGGCCCAUCUCCAAGAAGUCACCAGGCUGCGAAAAAUCAAAGAGCAGCAGAGAGCUUCCGAGUCUCGCCAGAAGGAGCGCCGCAAACUCUGGGAGAGACGUCAUACUAAUCGCGAAGUCACCAAGCAGCAGACUAAGAAGAACAACGAGAAGCGCGACCGCAAGCUUGCCAAGAAGGCGGAAGCAGCCAAGGCCAAAGCUGAUCUCGAGGUCGCUGAGAAGGCCGCCGCGGAAGCCAAGAAGGCUGAAGAAGCGAGAAUCUUGGAAGAGGCAGAGGCAAAGAAGAAGGAUGCAGAGAAGCCCAAGGAUGAGACCGUCCAGACGGAUGUAGCCAAGGAUGAAUCCAAGCAUGAAUCAAAGGAGGAGUCCAAGGACGUUGCUGCAGGCGACUCCAAGUCAGAUGGCACUAAUGAGUCCAAGGAAGAUUCUAAGAACGAAGGCAAGAAGGAAUCCAAGAAAGACUCUAAGGAUGAAGUCAAGAAGGACGCCGCUGAGGAUCAGCCUGCAGACAAGUCUGCCCCUGCCCCUGCCUUUGCUCCCGAACCACCGGCGCAGAAGUCUAACGACUCGGAUGGCGAUUCGUCUGACUCGCCCAUCGAAGACUGGGAAGAGUUGUAUAGUGACGAUGACAUGGUCAGGAAGUCACGCCUCACUCCUUCAGGACCGCCCAAGAGACAUGACGAGCGUUACGAAUCUGAGGAGGAGGGUCUGCCUGAUCCCUGGAACGCCGUAUGCAUUGUUGGACUGCGCAUCUACUCCAUGGACGAGGAUCUUGAAGUCCGUGUCUUUAUGGAAGGUGGCGAGCUUCUCGAGGGUGGUAUGGGCAAGAAAGGGGAGGCAGAUAUCGACAAUGCCCAGGCGAACGCGGGUGGAGAGCGCGAAAAGCUCGAGCCUGCCAGCCUAGAAGCCGCGAAGCCUGAUGUCGAUUCAUCCGCGAUUGAAAAGACAGAAGAAGCGGCUGAAGAGCCCAAAAGCGACAGAGAGGAGACGAAUGAGGACUCAAAGUCGGAAGGGUCGGACAAGAAUAGUGUCGACUCAACUGAUUACGACAAGCUCCACUUCGGAACUUCGACACCAGAUGACGCCGCCGCCCCAGAAGCGACCCCAAUUGAGUCACACAAGGUAUUUUGCUAG
This is a messenger RNA of Colletotrichum godetiae, 2907 nucleotides long. RefSeq lists its product as uncharacterized. The coding region runs from base 1 to 2907 and encodes 968 amino acids. NCBI's taxonomy places the organism in Eukaryota, Fungi, Ascomycota, Sordariomycetes, Glomerellales, Glomerellaceae. Gene Ontology annotation, cellular component: cytoplasm. Gene Ontology annotation, biological process: proteolysis. The transcript is spliced from 2 exons. The record is from RefSeq and is a predicted model, not a curated record. Gene Ontology annotation, molecular function: calcium-dependent cysteine-type endopeptidase activity.